Molecule: messenger RNA, 3381 nt
Organism: Carassius carassius (crucian carp)
Lineage: Eukaryota; Metazoa; Chordata; Actinopteri; Cypriniformes; Cyprinidae
Product: nuclear receptor subfamily 1 group D member 1-like
Exons: 8
Coding region: 539-2239 (566 amino acids)
Biological process (GO): negative regulation of transcription by RNA polymerase II; cell differentiation; positive regulation of transcription by RNA polymerase II
Molecular function (GO): RNA polymerase II cis-regulatory region sequence-specific DNA binding; nuclear receptor activity; zinc ion binding
Source: RefSeq, a predicted model, not a curated record
CAAUGAAAAUGCACGCUAGGAUCAAGAGGAAAGGGAAAGCUAGGAGAUCAUGGGGCACGUCAGAGUGAGAUAAAUCCCUGCCAAAGACAACAACAGAGGUUGACGGCUCUCCUAAACUCAGUGACAUUUGCCAGUCAUCCUAAAACGUGAUUGAUGUGGGUGUGGAAGGGCGUGUGCGUGCCCAGGAGUUUGACAGUCCCACAGAGAUGCUGAUGACAAUGAACGGACAGACGAGAGACAUAACCCAGCACACCUAACGCGUCCUUCACACUAGAUCAAGAGCAGGGUACAGGUAGCCGCGCGCGGAAACUGCAUCUGCACACCUGUGACCGACUCUAUUUUUACCGACUGUUUGUGUAUCCGCUGCCAAAUGCUCUGUGCUCGAGAUUCUGCCUGCCUUCCUCGGGAUUCUCACUGUAUGCACAGGCAUUUCGUGACUUUUAUACCUGUUUUCACCAGACUUUAACACACUGACCCACACAGACUUUCUCGAAGAUAAUAGUUCUGAAGACAGAGGAUCUUGAAAAACAUAUCAAGGAUGGACAGCAGUCCUGGGGGUGUGAUACUCUACGCUGGUAGCAAUGGCAGUGCCAGUCCAAGAAGCCCAGGAAGCCCCUCUAGUGGCUAUCAAACCCAAUCUCCAUCUUCUCACUCCCAGCCCUCUUCCCCAGAGGAGGUCACCUUCACCGAGAUUGGGGCCCUCAAGCAGCAAGCACCUUCUCCAAAACUGGUAUUUCAGUUCCCUGAAAUCUACAACAACGCCACUGCAGGUUCACACAGCUACUCCCAUCCCAUCGCCGGCAAAAGGCCUUGUGGAUUCACUGGCACGUUUACCAAGACUGGAGGCAUGGUGCUCCUUUGUAAAGUGUGUGGAGAUAUCGCAUCAGGGUUCCACUAUGGUGUCCAUGCAUGCGAAGGCUGCAAGGGCUUUUUCCGCCGCAGCAUUCAGCAGAACAUUAACUACAAGAUGUGUGUGAAGAACGAGAACUGUCUAAUAAUGCGCAUGAACCGCAAUCGCUGCCAACACUGCCGCUUCAAAAAAUGCCUGUCUGUUGGCAUGUCCCGUGACGCUGUGCGUUUCGGCCGCAUCCCUAAACGAGAGAAGCAGCGGCUUUUGGAUGAGAUGCAGAGCUACAUGAACAGCCUCAACGAAUCGUCCCCCAUGGGCAUGGAAACCUCACCACCAUGCGAACUUCCUCCCAGCCCCAGCGAGAACCAAUCCAAAGAGGCCAUUGGUGCCUUAUCACGAGCCUACCAGGACAUCUUCACAAACACGCAGGACCACCUGAGCAAACGUGCGGGCAACAUAAACACCAGCAGCAGAUCGAGCACCUUUCAAAACAACCCUUCUCAGGACAGCAGCUACCCUCAUGUGAAUCCUCUCGUGGUAUAUCACGCGACUGCUCACGAAUGCUUCUCAGUCUCGCCUCGCUGCCCAGUUGCUUCCAGUGAGAGUAAAUGCUCAGUUUCAUUGGUGGACAGUAACCAGUACAGCUACGCUCCUUCGUUCUGCCAAAAUCACCUCCAGUUGAGCGCUAACUCAUCCUCACAACCUACUCAGGUCGAUUACAACAGCUACGUGACUGGCGAGUCCCAAACCCAGGCCUCGUGUCCGUUUAAGUUGGCUGCUGGCUCCAAAGUGCUGGCCUGUCCACUGAACGCAUACCCUGUGUCCGCACCUGGCGUCUCCAGCCAGCAGGUGUGGGAGUCUUUCUCUCAGUGCUUCACGCCGGCCGUACGUGAAGUAGUCGAGUUCGCGAAGGGCAUUCCGGGCUUCCAGGAGCUUUGCCAGCAUGAUCAAGUCAUGUUGCUCAAAGCAGGCACUUUCCAGGUGCUCAUGGUGAGGUUUUGCUCACUUUUCAACCACAAGGAAAGAACAGUGACUUUCCUGAAUGGGCAGACGUAUCCUCUCCUCACCCUUAGGGGUCUAGGCAUGGGCUCCUUGCUGGACGCCAUGUUCGAGUUCAGCUCCAAGCUGAGCUCUCUGGGCCUGGAGUCAGAUGAGAUGGCUCUCUUUAUGGCGGUAGUGCUGGUUUCUGCAGAUUGCUCUGGCAUUUUGGAUACAGUAGCUGUGGAACAGUUACAGGAAGGACUCAUCCGAGCGCUUCGCACCCUUGUCACCCGUCGCCACCCUGAUGACAGCUCUCUUUUCCCUAAACUGCUCCUGCGUCUGCCAGACCUGCACACCCUCAACAACCUUCACUCCGACAAGCUGCUGGCUUUCCACAUCGAUCCCUGAGCUAUCACUCGCUGCACCUGGAACUCAACCAACGGACACCACCAGCCAAUCAGAGAACACCUGUCCUGGUUAAGAGAAAGACUGCUCAUUUAGAAGAAGAGAUUCCAUGUUUCCAUUUGAACCAUUCGUUAUUAUGUGUGUUAAUGAGAAACACAAUGAACAGAUGGCUUUCAGCAAGCUCUAAACAAGCUUAUAUCUCCAUUUAAGCUUCCGCAAAUCAUUUUCAUACAUGCAUUGCCCUUCUGUUCAGCUGGCAUCGAGAACAUUGUUGAUUAUAUUUAUCAGAGGGAAUGUUGCACCCGUCAUAUCAUCAUAAAUAAGCUUACACAUACCUUUUGAACAUUCCUCUGUACUGCCUGCACAUUGAAACACACAGUAGUAUACAGUAGAAAGGUAAUUUUAAGGACCAUUUAAAGGCAAUUGUGUGAGUGUAUGUGCCUGUGUGUUUGAGAAAGGGAAAGAAAUGUACAUAAGCCAUAGAUAUCACUUAUACAGUUACGUCACAUUAAAACAUCAGUUUGAGACAAGAAUAAUACAUUUGUAAGUGUGAAACAUUUAAUUACACAAGAUUUACUGGAUUGGCAACAACUCUAGUUACCAUUUAACUUUGAUUUUAAAUGUCAUUUCACUUGAUAGAUAAUAGAUGAAACUGUCAUAUUUGUUCACUUUUUUAUUAUCAUUGUCAAGCUGAAUGCAGUAUGUCAGAUUACCACACAUUCUCCUUUAUGAAUAUAUCUGAAUCUAGGGACACAAAACCAGCAUUCUCUCCUACGCAUGUUAUGUUUUGUAGUUUUCUGUUGUUUUCUUACUGUAAAUAUUGCACAUUUUCACUGAUUUAACGGCCUGUUCAGAGACAGAGGUUGGUGUGUUUGACUGAGAUGGGGCGUUUGGUGCCUUGUAAGAAUGGACUGUUCAUCUGUGUGUCUUUAGAAAGAGCCCCUGAACUUCUGGCACCAGCACAGUAUCUUUACAGCCUUUACUAAGAUCACAAAGCAUGUCAAAAAGGAAUUUGUGGUUGAUUUGAUCAGCUGAGUCAAUUGUUAUUAUGGCUGGUAAAUUAUAUGGUCAUCAAUCAUAUGGUAAUGUAUAUUUUGUAAAUUGUUUUCUUCUUUAGAACCAAUAUAAAUAUGAAAUUAUCUAUU